GAGCGCUCACGGUUUGACGCGUGACGUGUCACUGGCCGUUGCUACAGGAACCAUUUGUGUUGCUACAUCGUAACUCCAUCCCAGAGGACAUCGACACGGAGUUUCUUGGUGGGUUUCCGCGGCGCCAGAGAAGUGGAGAACGAUGUCGGUCCCGGACUACAGCACCCAGCAGGGUGGGCGACCCGAUCUUAAAAAUAUGGAGAUUAUGCUGAACCACUCCGAGCUCUUCAGGGCAGAGUCCAGAAGGCUGAUCCUGGAGGCCGACAAAGCAUGCAGACGCAUGCAAAAUGAUGACAGCAAGCGAUUCGGUCAGCGGGCCAGGGACAUCCAGUUUCUGAAAAAAGAAUUGGAGUUAAAGCUAGAGGAGGUCAUUCUGGAGACUGAUGCUCUUACAGCAUUACAGAGCAGAGGUUUGAAGGCCCUGGAGGGCAUCAAAGAGCCUCUGAGAGUCACUGUUCUCUGUCUGGAGGAGAGGAUGAAACGUGCCCCUUCUGAGAGGGUGGAGGACGACGUGGAAAGAGAGCUGCUGAAGGAGAGGGAAGUUCUGGAGGGAGUUGCUUCCCUCCUGGAGCGUAUAGUGGAGCAGAUGACUGAGCAGAUACGACUGAACCGAUCUGCCAAGUACCAUUUAGAGCAUGAUCUGAAGGAGAAAUCUGAGGCCCAGUGGAUCGACAACUCCUGUGCCAUAAUGACCACCCAUUCCAUCACUAACCUGCAGCUGUCCACAAACAAGAACAGCAGUCUGCCCAGUUUGGCAGUGACUCCAAAGCAGUGGGAGAACAUCGCAGACAUCAACAUAGCUAAAGCAGAGCAGCAGAAGACCAAUUCUCAGUCCAUGAGGGCCCUGGUGGAGUCUGUUCUGGAGCAGACAGCUGCUGACAUGCAGAAGCAGUUAGACGCUACAACAAAAGCCUUCCAGAUGCAUAUCCAGGAAAUCAAGUCUGCCAAGAGCCAGAUGGAGGACAAACUGCCCAAGGUAGGGCAGGAGAUUCUGUCUGAGAUAACCAGCCAGGAGAGGCUCAGAGAGGAUCUCCAAGUGGCCAUCACAGAGAAUGAGCACUUCCUGGACCUGGCUAAGACCCGGCUAGCCUUGCGUCUCCAGAGGCCCGGCAAGGAGCAAUGCCACGAUCUAGUCCAGGCUCAGCUCCUCGCUGACAUCCAGCACCUCUCUGCUCACAUCAACAAACUGCGUGAGGAAGCAGCCCAGUCACAGGACGAGCAGAGGGCGCUGGUCUACUGCCAGCUAAAGCUGCAGGAAGACAUCGAUAUGAAGACCAGCUCUCUCUACAUUGACGAAGUCAUCUGCAGUCAGCACAGGGAGCCCAUCAUGAUACACAUGUUCUGACUGGAAUAUGUACUUCAAAUGUAUUUCAAAAUAGUCAUACAAAAUUAGAAUAUCUGUCAGGCUGUUUCUCUGUCUGUAGUUCUCACAGUUUUUCUUUGAGAGCUGUUUGACUUUUUUUGUGCUGUCUAAAAAUGAUUAAUUAUAAUGUUUAAUAACAAUUAUACAGGUCACAAUACUAUGCCUUUGUUGUACUCUCAUAAAAAGCUUAC
Messenger RNA from Archocentrus centrarchus (flier cichlid), 1554 nucleotides. It is a transcript of the gene tekt1, whose product is annotated as tektin 1. Lineage: Eukaryota; Metazoa; Chordata; Actinopteri; Cichliformes; Cichlidae. The transcript is spliced from 8 exons. The record is from RefSeq and is a predicted model, not a curated record. Gene Ontology annotation, biological process: cilium movement involved in cell motility; cilium assembly. Bases 143 to 1345 code for a protein of 400 amino acids. Gene Ontology annotation, cellular component: nucleus; microtubule cytoskeleton.